Messenger RNA from Neolamprologus brichardi, 1655 nucleotides. RefSeq lists its product as uncharacterized. The record is from RefSeq and is a predicted model, not a curated record. Lineage: Eukaryota; Metazoa; Chordata; Actinopteri; Cichliformes; Cichlidae.
CAAAAAAUUCGCUCCAGCCAGCGGUCAGUGCAGCGCAUGUCGCUUCCUGUGUCAAGGGGCCUUGAGAGGGUCACAUCACAAUGCCUAGAAAAAGGAAAGGCUCUUGCCGCAGCAGUAAGGAUGCCAUGCGGAAGAAGAAAAUCAGGGCCACUGAAUCUCAGCAUCAAAGAGAAUCUAGACUGGAAAACGCCAGAUUAGCAGAAGCUGCACGAAGACAGCGAGAAACCAGCGAAGAGAGACAGCGUCGUUUAGAAAACGCCAGAGAAGCCCAAGCUUCGCGGAGACGGCGCGAGAGCAGCGAAAAAAGACGACUUCGCCUGGAAAAUGCCAGACUGGCCCAGGCUUCGCGGAGACAGCGCGAAACCAGCGAAGAAAGGCAACGUCGAUUGUACCAUGCCCGGUCGGCUCAAGCUUCGCGAAGACAGCGGGAAACCAGUUUGGAAAGGCUGCAACGUCUGCAAAAUGACCGCCUGGCUAAGGCUUCCAGAAGACGGCGUGAAACCAGCUUGGAGAGGGAGCAUCGCCUGGAAAAUAAGCGGCUGGGGCAAGCUUCACGGAGAUUGCACGAAACCAGCGAAGAGAGACAGCAUCGCUUAGAAAAUGACAGAUUGGCUCAUGCAUCACGAAGACAGCGAGAAACCAGCGAGGAAAGACGGCUUCGGCUGCAAAAUGCCAGACUGGCUCAAGCUUCACGGAGGCAGCGAGAAACCAGCGAAGAAAGGCAGCGUCGAUUGGACCAUGCUCGGUCCGCUCAAGCUUUGCGCAGACUGAGAGAAACCAGUUCGGAGAGGGAGCAUCGCCUGCAAAAUAAUCGACUGGCUAAGGCUUCACGGAGACAGCGAGAAAACAACUUAGAGAGCGAGCAUCGCCUGCAAAAUAAUCGACUGGUUCAGGCUUCACGGAGACUGCGCGAAACCAGUGAGGAAAAGCUGCAUCGCUUGGACCAUGCCCGGUCCGCAAAAGCUUUGCGCAGACUGCGAGAAACCAGCGUGGACAGAGAAAGGCCGUCAGAAAACGACAGACCAUGGCGCCGUGAACAUUAUAGACUGCAAGUGCUCAAUGCUUCCCGAAAGACAAAUGGACUCGGCUUUCCAGCACCUGUAUGGAAUUUUCACGAGUCUGCUUUUGAGGAGGGACAGGUGCACUCUGAAUUACCGUCACUGUACACAGUGAACAUCCAGAGUUUUGUCUGCGUCUGAUUAUGGUGACAGUGUUUAUAUGUAUGCUUCUCCGUCUCCCCAGAAGCCUCUUGCUUCUGUGUAUCACACUUACUCACCGUUGUAUCUUAUAUGAAGGAGUGGGAUUUAUUUAUUUAGAAGGUUGAAAGACAUUUUAGCUGCACCUCUCAUUCACACUGGUCUUGGAGAAACUGGAUUUGAAUACCUUGCUGCCUAUGAAAUGAGCUACAAAGAAAACAAAAAUUGUGAAACUGCAUUUUUUGAUUUCAUGUUAAGUGUCUGUCUGGAUUUUUCUCCUGGCCGUGUCAUGGUUCUGUUUGUUUGUCUGUCUGUUUGUUAGCAAUCUUGAGUCCACAGUUUUCAAGGUAUCAUUUUCAUAUUUUGUGUGAUGGUAUGCCAGUAACAGCUGGAGCUGAUUUAAUUUACAAAAAAAUCAGGUCACGUCAAGGUCAUGCCAAAAUCAAUAAAAUCUUUAUA